Molecule: messenger RNA, 1232 nt
Organism: Physcomitrium patens
Lineage: Eukaryota; Viridiplantae; Streptophyta; Bryopsida; Funariales; Funariaceae
Source: RefSeq, a predicted model, not a curated record
UCAAACAGAUGCGGAGUUAGUAUUCUUUGGUGGGGGUUAUGGUGGAGUUGCAAGAACCAGCAAGAAAAUCCUGCGGGAGGAUUGACGGCUUCUGAAGAUAUGGGGAGCCAACCAAGUGUUUCGUCAGUACUAUUGGCUUUCUGGGCUUCGUUCGUGCUUGUUGCUGCGCAGGGCCCCCUAGGAAUUCAUCGAUUCACGCUCGGCUCCUCCUCAAACGAAUCUUGCGCGAAUGUCGAUUGUCAGCAGGGGACGUGUGUCCCGACUUCCAACACCUUAGUUAGCCUUUUGUUUCCCUACGAGUGCCAAUGCUAUCCUGGGUGGGCUACUAUUGAGAAAUUUGUCCCCUCGCUUCCCAAUAUACCAUCACUUCCCUGCAACGUUCCGAAUUGCACCUUUAAUUCCUCAUGCUCUGGAGACUCUACCACGCUGGCUCCUGCAAGCCCCAGCUCAGUACCAUCGUACGCCAACCUAAGCGCAUGCUCACUGCCCAGAAUUUGCGGACACGGAACAUGUAGUGAGAUCAAGAACGAGAACAAUGCGUCGACAUUCAAGUGUACGUGCGACUCUGGUUACGCUAAUGUGGGCAAUAUGACGGGUGGAUACUGCGUGAAUGAUUGUGAAAUAAGCGGAGAGUGCUCAAGCCUUAACCUCACAGUGCCUGGUUUGAGCCCGCCAACGUCUCAACCAUCGCCAGCAUCAGCAAAUCAAACUACUAACGCAGGUUGCAGGAGUUUACAACCUUAUGAUAGAUCUUACAUCGCCGCAGCUGUCGCUGUGGGGUGGUCAAUCUUGAGCAACCUCUCCUAAGCUCCGAUUCAUCGCUUUUGCCUUAAGUUUCAACAACGUACUACUAGGGCACUGAUUCAGAACUGGACGUGAAAUUCUGUAGGCAACUUCUCAAUUCUAACCAUUGUCGACGUCGGCAGUGUAGGUUUUGUCGAUGCGGCUCUGAUGAGACAUUCUGUUUUUUUAUCUUAUCACAAACCAGCAGAAAGUUGUAACAUCUAGAUCGUCGUGUAGUGGUUACUCUCAGCUGGUGAUUCACACCUAUAUUAUCACCGUAAGAAACUAGUAUACUGGCCGUUCUGGGUUACGGUUUGGUUGUAUUAUUAUCAUAACAAAAGCGUUUAUGCAUUUUUCAAGAAAUUCCAACCCCGCUUUACGUUUCUACAUUCUGCGGGAAGAACAAAAAUUGACGGGAUCGAAACCCUAAAACUCCCAGCUUUGCUCAA